Molecule: messenger RNA, 834 nt
Organism: Daldinia caldariorum
Lineage: Eukaryota; Fungi; Ascomycota; Sordariomycetes; Xylariales; Hypoxylaceae
Exons: 2
Coding region: 145-525 (126 amino acids)
Source: RefSeq, a predicted model, not a curated record
UUUUUUUUUUUUUUUUACGGUUUUCUUAUGUAUGUGUAUGUGUACGUGUACGUAUAAAGUAACACUGAGAGUGGAACGGGAUGGGGAAAACGGAAGUGAUAAUAAUGAAUAAAAUAAAGGGGUCGAAUUGGUGAAAGAUAAGAUAUGUUAAAGGCAGAGCAAGGAGAACUUCUACGAAUCGUUUCCCGGGUAUUUACUGCUCUUCCUCUCUCUUUCUCUCUCCCUUACCAUCCGAGGAUGAGGGAAAUACGUCGAAUAAGAUGGAUGAUGGUAAACGGUAUACUGAAUCCGUGUUCCCGCUACGUUACCUGCGGCGUAAUGUUGCUGCUGGUGGUACUUGCUGGUACUUGCCAGGCCUUGCUGGUCCCUGCUGGUCCCUGCCGGUGGAGAGGAGUAACGAUCGUCUAUGUAUGCAUACGUGUAGGCCUUGGAACGGUCGAGGGUUAUCGAAGGAUCAACAGUUUUUUUUUUUUUUUUUUUAUAGUUUUUUUUACCUUCUUCCUCGGCUUCACCCGUGGUCGAUAAUAUUCUAGGGAUUCUAAUUCUUCGGCUUUUAUGGUGUUUGUAUGUUUGUAGGUUUGUUAUUCCGUCCGUAGCGUUCUGGAUUCCUGGAGGGAUAUGCGCGUUUUUGUAAGUGAGUUGGUUGGGUUUGCGAUUUUAGCAAAGAUUGAAUUUGGCGAUAAUUAGAUUAUUUAGGGUGUCCCGCCUUAAGCUUUCGUCUAACCUCAGUUUUUAUAGUAAAUGUUACAUUCCAGUCUUGAAGCUCCUAGACAAUGGAACUGAUCCCAAGUCAUGGGGAAGAUUGGGGAAAAUUGGACGGGGGAGCAAAAAAAA